GGAGUGAGGGAUGAGAGCCCCCCUUCUCCACCCAACCAGGGGACAGCUCAGGGUAAGAAGGUAAAAGAUCCCUGGACACCAUUGGCCGAGCCUAGGAGGGAGGCAGUGCAUUUUAGUCUCCCUGCCCGGCCUUGGUCCCUACCCCGAUCCAUGGCAGCCCUUUCAGGAAAUUUAGUGGAAAUUAAUUCAGACCUGCAGUGGAGUCCGCCAGCCUCCCUCUUCUCCCAGCUCCUCCCAAGGCGCUUUCAUCACCUUUCUGUCAGACUCGGACCAUCCCUCCUGGGCUUCAUCUGCAAGCAGCCCUCGUCUCCCUGCGAGCACUCACCUCUUUCACCCCUUCUUCCUUCCAACCCCAGUCUCCACAUCCUCCUGUUCCCCCUUCUCCCUCCUCAAGCCCCUGCCUCCCAGUUGCCUCCCACCCUCUUUCUUCUUGUCCCUGGCACUUGCAGCAAGAGGGAGAGAGAAAGUCCCUGACAGGAUUGACCGUCACUCCCCAUCCUCCCCCUCUUCUGCUCCCUCCGCCUAGCAGGUCCAGAUUUCUCCCUACAAAAGGCUGGAGGCAGAGGCUGUGUGAGACCAGCUGCCUGCACCUUCCCUUUCCUUUGCCUUCUGCUGGCUCGGUUGGGCUGUGUCUUUGUUUUCUCUUUCUCCAGGUGAGAGUGGGUACCUGAGGUACCAGGUCCUCCUCCUCAUUCUCCAUGAAUGCUGUGGAAAGCCCCGAGGGACAGGAGCUGCAAAAGCUGGGGAGCGGAGCCUGGGACAACCCUGCCUACAGCGGUCCCCCCACCCCACCUGGGACACUGAAUAUCUGCACCAUUUCCAGUACGGUGCCCCCCCCACCCCAACUCGAGAAGCCUAAAGAUGGACCCCAGGGAAAGAUACAUAAGACCCUGGUGUCCAGUUGCUGCCUCCAGAUCCGUCAUGGCAUCAGAGGACUUUGGGGAACAACCUUGACUGAGAACACAACUGAGAACCGGGAACUUUAUGUCAAGACGACCCUGCGGGAGCUUUUGGUGUACAUCGUGUUCCUGGUAGACAUCUGUCUCUUGACCUACGGAAUGACAAGCUCCAGUGCCUAUUACUACACCAAAGUGAUGUCUGAGCUCUUCUUACAUACCCAGUCAGACACUGGAGUCUCCUUCCAGGCCAUCAGCAGCAUGGCAGACUUCUGGGAUUUUGCCCAGGGCCCACUACUGGACAGUUUGUAUUGGACCAAAUGGUACAAUAACCGGAGCCUGGGCCGUGGAUCCCACUCCUUCAUCUACUAUGAGAACCUUCUGCUGGGAGUUCCAAGGCUGCGGCAGCUGCGGGUCCGCAAUGACUCCUGUGUGGUGCAUGAGGACUUCCGUGAGGACAUUUUGAGCUGCUACAACGUCUACUCUCCAGACAAAGAAGAGCAGCUCCCCUUUGGGCUGCUCAAUGGCACAGCAUGGACAUACCAUUCUCAGGAUGAGCUGGGGGGCUCCUCUCACUGGGGCCGGCUCACAAGCUACAGUGGAGGUGGCUACUACCUGGACCUUCCAGGAACUCUACAGGCCAGUGCAGAGGCACUUAGGGACCUUCAGGAGGGCCUGUGGCUGGACAGGGGCACUCGAGUGGUCUUCAUUGAUUUCUCCGUCUACAAUGCCAACAUCAAUCUCUUCUGUGUUCUGAGACUAGUGGUAGAGUUUCCAGCCACAGGAGGUGCCAUCCCAUCCUGGCAAAUCCGCACAGUUAAGCUGAUCCGCUAUGUCAGCAACUGGGACUUCUUUAUCGUUGGCUGUGAGGUCAUCUUCUGCAUCUUCAUUUUCUACUAUGUGGUGGAGGAGAUCCUGGAGCUCCACAUCCACCGGCUUCAUUACCUCAAGAGCAUCUGGAAUAUUCUGGACCUGGUGGUCAUCUUGCUCUCCAUUGUGGCCGUGGGCUUCCACGUAUUCCGAACCCUCGAGGUGAAUCAGCUGAUGGGGAAGCUCCUGCAGCAGCCAAACACAUACGCUGAUUUUGAGUUCCUUGCCUUCUGGCAGACACAGUACGACAACAUGAAUGCUGUCAACCUCUUCUUUGCCUGGAUCAAGAUAUUCAAGUAUAUCAGCUUCAACAAGACCAUGACCCAGCUCUCCUCCACGCUGGCCCGCUGUGCCAAGGACAUCCUGGGCUUCGCUGUCAUGUUCUUCAUCGUUUUUUUUGCCUACGCCCAGCUAGGCUACCUGCUUUUUGGGACCCAAGUGGAAAACUUCAGCACUUUCAUCAAGUGCAUCUUCACUCAGUUCCGGAUCAUCCUUGGGGACUUUGAUUACAAUGCUAUUGACAAUGCCAACCGCAUCCUGGGACCUGCCUACUUUGUCACCUAUGUCUUCUUCGUCUUCUUUGUGCUUCUGAACAUGUUCCUGGCCAUUAUCAAUGACACAUACUCAGAGGUCAAGGAGGAGUUGGCUGGACAGAAGGAAGAGCUACAGCUUUCAGACCUCCUGAGACAGGGGUACCACAAGACCCUACUGAGGCUGCGUCUAAGGAAGGAGCAGGUUUCGGAAGUGCAGAAGGUCCUGCAGGGUGGGGAGCAGGAGAUCCAGUUCGAGGACUUCACCAACACCUUGAGGGAGCUGGGGCACACGGAGUAUGAGAUCACUGAGCUCACAGCUGCCUUCACCAGGUUUGACCAAGAUGGGAAUUGCAUCCUGGAUGAGAAGGAGCAGGAACAAAUGCGACAGGAUCUGGAGAAGGAGAGGGUGGCCCUCAACGCUGAGAUUGAGAACCUGGGCCAGUCCAUUGUGAGUAGCCCACCAGGCGAGUCGAGUCCAGAGGCUGCCAGAGCAGGUGGCUGGGUUUCAGGAGAAGAAUUCUACACGCUCACAAGGAGAGUUUUACAGCUGGAGACCACCCUGGAAGGAGUCAUGUCCCAAGUUGAUGCCGUGGGCUCAAAGCUGACUAUGCUGGAGAGGAAGGGGCAGCUGACUCCCUCUUCAGGCAUGGGGGAACAAGGCAUUUGGGAGCACCUGCAGGCAGUCCCAGCCAUGACUCGCCCCUGGGGACUCCAGAGUGGACAGGAGAGUGGGGGGGGAGGGGUCCUAAGGCAUCAGACAGCAGGCUCCUCCCUCACCACCUCCCUGGAAGGACCCUUGGCACGUGCCCUCCACUUCUAGGGCAGCAGUUCCCGCCAUUGCUGCUGCUGAGUUCCACCCUAUGUCUGGCCAUUUGAGCCAAUGUUUCUGUGUGUAGCCAUGUAGCUCUGUGAAAUAACAGAGCUCUCACUCCCUGUACUCUGAGCUCUGUUUAGAUGAUUUAAAAAAAUAGUCAAUAACAAACAGAAUAAAGGAAGGGAGGGUAAUGACUUUCCUAAGCAUCUGGAUAGCCACCAUUUGUGAAAAAAGUAGAAGCUGAGAGAAUAGCAGUAUCUACAUGUCUUCCUCCUUGCCAGUGAAUCUUCUCUGUGCAUCUAGAGAUAUGUUGCCAGCACCCAUGGAGUUCAAGUCUUCUCCAUAGACCUUCCCUGUGAAAGAGAAUGGGAAGCCAGAGAGGAGAGGAGCCUUUCUCAUGUGAGGAGGUUAUAAUGUCGCAGAGGAUCUAGAGUGAUGAUGUUCCCCAACUUUCCCCCAGCAAAGUCCAUGAAGACUCAGUGGAAGAGCCUGCCUUCAGACAUGCCACUGAACACUGAGGGGGCUGUAAACCAGGAUGAAGAUGGAGCCUGAGGAGAAUCCGGCAAAGAAAGGACUUCAGGAUUCCAAGAUCUUUGGAUAAAAUGUGGUUGGCUCCGAUUCUGUCCUUCGAUAGGACAACGUGGGUUCCCCUGGUGACAGUCAAUAAAAAUUCUUAGGAAACCCAGGACUUGGUACUUGUUUCUGGGAUUGCAUGGGAGGAGAAGAGAGGUUGGAACUGUGAGCCAUUCUUGUACUUGGGCUGGAGAAAUCUCAUCCCUGCUGGGAGGUGUAGAGUCUAGCAGUGACAAUGUGAAGAAGCUGGGCUGCCCCAGGAGUCCUAAAAUAAAAACUCUGGCUUAUAGGAAUGGUUUGAAAUGGUGGGCACUGUGAUUGUACCACUGGAGAGAGUGGAAACAGUGACCUAGGGAGACCUUAGAGUGAAGAGAGUAAGGUG
Molecule: messenger RNA, 4068 nt
Organism: Vicugna pacos (alpaca)
Lineage: Eukaryota; Metazoa; Chordata; Mammalia; Artiodactyla; Camelidae
Gene: PKD2L1
Product: polycystin 2 like 1, transient receptor potential cation channel
Biological process (GO): potassium ion transmembrane transport; detection of mechanical stimulus
Cellular component (GO): membrane
Molecular function (GO): calcium channel activity; calcium-activated potassium channel activity; sodium channel activity
Source: RefSeq, a predicted model, not a curated record